AUGGAAAAAUUUAGUUUUAUAAUUUUAUUAACUUUGGCGAAAUUAAUUAUAUUUGCCAAAUUUUCUGUUUGCGGAACUAUUCCUGAUUCAGAUGUUUUUAUAAAUUCCGAUUUAAAACUGAAGGGGCUUCUUAUGAAAAGUCAUGGUGGUAAAUCAUUUUAUUCUUUUCGUGGUAUACCAUAUGCUAAGCCACCGAUUGGUGAAAGACGUUUUAAAGAUCCUGAACCAUAUGGAGAAUGGAAUGAAAUAUUGGAUGCAACAAAAGAUAGUGCAAUUUGUCCUCAAAUUGAAAAUGAUUUAAAUGAGCUCGGUGAUUUAAAAAUGUCUGAAGAUUGUUUAACUAUUAAUGUUUAUACACCAUCAAUGGAAGGUAAUAAAACUGUAUUUGCUUUUAUUCAUGGUGGUGGAUUAAGAUAUGGUACUGCACAUAGUUAUCAUUAUGCACCAGAAUUUAUUCUUGAUGAAGAUGUUGUAUUAGUUACAUUCAACUAUAGAUUGGGUGCACUCGGUUUUGUUAAUAGUGGAACUGAGAAAGCUACAUCAAAUUAUGGUCUUAAAGAUCAAGUUACAGCUUUAAAAUGGAUACAAAAUAAUAUUCAUCGUUUUGGUGGUAAUCCAAAUUCAGUAACAUUAAUUGGUCAUAGUGCUGGAUCAAUGUCAGUAACACUUCAUAUGGUAUCACCAAUGUCAAAAAAUCUUUUUCAUAGAGCAGUUGCAUUAAGUGGUUCCGGAACAAAUCAAUGGACACUUUAUAAUGAAGAUUUGACCAAAAAAUUAGCAGUAUCAGUUAAUUGUUCAAUUGAUAGUGAUGAAAAAAUGAUUGAAUGCUUACGUGAAAAACCAUGGGAAGAUUUUAUAGCAGUAGGUGCUAAAUGGGAUGAAAAUCAAAUGCCAGAUAUGCAAUGGAAUGUUGAAUUAGAAAAAGAUUUUGGACAAGAAAGAUUUAUGAUAGAACAUCCAUCUGUUUUAUUUGAAAAAGGUGAAUUUUAUAAAGUACCUAUAAUUACCGGUAUUACUAUAGAUGAAUUUGCUGAACGAGGACCUAAAGCAGUUAAACGACCAAAUUUAUUAAAUGAAAUGGAUACAAAUUUUAAUAAUGUUGCACCUUUCUUAUUUGGUUACCAUCCACCUGGUACUGAUAAAGCAAAUCAUAUUAGUGAUGAGCUUCGAAAACUUUAUUUUAAUGGUGGAAAAAUUGACACUUCAUCCGAAAAAGGAAUAGGUGAUAUAGUUAGUGAUGCUUUAAUAAAUUAUGGUGUUCAUAGAUUAGUUGAUUUGGCACGUAAAUAUGAAGAUGUUUAUUAUUUUAGAUUAGAUUAUGCAGGACAUUAUUCAUGUGCCACGAAAGAUAAUAAUGGUAAACCAUUAUAUGUAGAUCACAGUGAUGUUUUAAUUUAUUUAUUUGGUUAUGAGACAUGUACUGAUGAUUUUACUGAUGUUGAAGACGAUUUACAAGUAACGAAAAAAUUUACUAAAUAUAUUGUGAAUUUAUCGAAUUAUGGUAAUCCUAAUGGAAAUACAGAUGAACCAAUAUGCACAACAAAAUGGUUACCAUCGACAAAAGAUGAUAUGAAAAUGUUCCAUAUUGAUAAAACAUGUUCGAUGGGUGAACCACAUAAUAAAAAGAUAUUUGCAGUUUGGGAUAAACUAUUUCCAGUUAGUGAUAAAGAACUAUAAUUGUACGCUAGUAUGAAAUAUUUUCUCAAUGGAUUAAUAUGGAUUAUGAAAUAAAAUAAAUUUUUGAAUUUUUUAUAAAAAUUUUAAA
Messenger RNA from Condylostylus longicornis, 1765 nucleotides. RefSeq names its product juvenile hormone esterase-like. Bases 1 to 1677 code for a protein of 558 amino acids. The record is from RefSeq and is a predicted model, not a curated record. Lineage: Eukaryota; Metazoa; Arthropoda; Insecta; Diptera; Dolichopodidae. The transcript has a single exon.